CGCAAGCCUCGAAGACCAAGUUAUAAGCCCAAGGAUUCCCUCCCAACACACCCGUCCCAUAAUAUCCAAUCUUGUAUUCCGUUACCCCAGCCUUGCAGCCAACCAAACUAAAUACAACCAUCACCCGAAAAAUAAACAGUCAAACCCACCAGAACCACCACCACCCAUCAUGUCCGCCGCAUUCCGCCUCCCCCCCGCCCACCGCCUGCAACGCCUCCUACCCACCCGCACCCCCCUAUCAUCAUCAUCAUCACCAUCACCCCGGGCAUCCCGCCACCUCGCACUCCCGCGCCAAACAACCACCUCCUUCUCAACCUCCCGCGCCGUGCGCAACACCAACACCAACACCAGUGGCAGCAGCGGGAACCCCCGUAACAAUGCCAAUGGCAGUGUAAACGCCAGCGGCAACCCAGCCUACCCCAAAUUCGACCUGCGCUCCAUCGUGCCCAACCCGCGCGCCCGCAAGGCUUUGAUUGCCGUGUUUUGUGUUAUGGUGGUGGCGGAGUCGUAUAUGUGGAUUACGUACUGGCCAAGGAUUAUGGGGUGGUGGGGAGGGGAGGGGAAGGGGGAGGGGAGUCAGUGA
Chaetomium fimeti is the source of this 583-nucleotide messenger RNA. RefSeq lists its product as uncharacterized. The record is from RefSeq and is a predicted model, not a curated record. Bases 170 to 583 code for a protein of 137 amino acids. NCBI's taxonomy places the organism in Eukaryota, Fungi, Ascomycota, Sordariomycetes, Sordariales, Chaetomiaceae. The transcript has a single exon.